CGUGAGUCAGAGUCAGUCUCGGCGAGUAGGGCACACGAACGCGGUGCUGCGGCAGUGUUCCUCCGGACGGCGAGUUGUUCGCAUGUUUCCACGUUAACACGCUUUCUCCAUUAGUGCAUUCGAGGCAGAAAAGUGUCGACACAACCGAAUGGUUGCGAAAGUUUGCGCGAUGAUAUAUAAGUGAGAGCCAGCAUCGGACGUCAGGGUAACGCUCAUCGCACACGGUGAGCCAGUUUAUUCAACUAAAGACAUUCGAAACUCGCCAGCUGUGAGGGACGGGGGGCGCCAGACGCCGUCGGGUCGUACACGCGGGACCAGCCAUUCCUAACACAUACUAUACUUACUUUGAGAGAGAAACGGAAAGCAAUUUUUAAUGUGUCAAGUCAGUAUAGCAUAUUGCUGCUACGUCAGAUCGCAGAACGCCUCGAGCAAGAACUACAAGGUUAUGCAAAUGAGUUCUGAACGCUUCUAUACCAGGGGUAAUCUAAAGACCAUUCAUAACUUUAAUAAACUUUAACAAUUGCGUUCGUAGUACGGUGUUUAGUGUUUCUCUGUAUCGUUUUCCUGUCUUUAUAUUAUCGUUCGGUUUCGCGAUCGCUAAUUGCUAAUUAUCCGGAGUCGAGUGAUAAGGAGUUUGAGUGAGUGGUUGCGGACGCCGGAGCACCAGUGCAGCGAGUGCAGUUCUACACGAGCGACAGCCACAGCCGACGCGGACGAUGGCGGCUACGCAGGAGGAGACCUUGCUGUCACGCUGUGAAGUCCCUAUCAUCGACCUUGCACAUAUUGUUGCAGGCACCGAUGGAUGUCCCAUGAAGUCUGUGGUGCGCCGCAUCGGGCAACAACUGUUCGCGGCACUUAGCGGCAAGGGACUCGCUAUGCUUGUCAACCAUGGCAUCGCUGAUGAGAAGUUAAAGGCCGUGUAUGCGGACUUGGACAACCUGUGCGCGCUGCCUGAGGGUUGUAAGGCGCAGUACCUGCGCAACCCCGUCAGCAACCACGGGUAUGUCCAACCCGGGAUGGAGCAGUUCGAUACCACUAAACAGGAGUUGCGUCACUCGUACAAUAUAACAUCGCUGUCAGCGGCGGCGUUCCCCGCGCAGGAGGACGUGCCACAGUUCCCGCAGCACGCUGUGCCGCUCGCACACGACCUCACCAACCUGUCGCGUGUGCUGCUGCAAGCGCUCUCGUAUGCAUUCGGUUUGCCGCCAGCGACACUGUUGGGUUGUCACGCGGGCAUGUUGCGCAGCGAGGGCGGCAACGCGUCCAGCAUGCGGCUGCUGUACUACCCACCAGUGCCGCCAGAGGACGACGAGCGCCACGAGCACCACGCGACUUACACACGCUGCGGCGCACACGCUGACUGCUGCACCUUCACACUGCUCGCACAGGACUCUGAGGGCGGUCUAGAGGUGAAGCUGAACGGUAGUGAGAAAUGGCAGGCCGUAGGUCACCUACCCGGCGCGAUCCUCGUGCAGACUGGCGAGCUGCUCGCCUCCUGGACAACCAACCUGCUGCCGGCGCUGGUGCACCGCGUCGUCGUGCCCUCGGGAGCGUACGCACGCGCCCGCGCCCGCCACUGCGUCGCCUUCUUCUGUCACCCCGACAACGAUGCCACCCUGCCGAAGUUUCCUCAGCUUCCCAUCCUAGCGCCGGCCCCUCCCCCGCCCGUCUUCACCCCGCAUCUGACCCUGCACCACCGUCUGCUCAACGCCGCCCAUCAUCUGCAGAAGCGCUUCAGGGAGACGUACGCGUGACUAGCACGGGAACAUGGCACCAAGGAGUACCACCACACUACCCUCUCCCGGCGACACACCACACAUUGACUACCGACUAACGACUGGCUGCUUUGAAACUGACAAUGUUUUUUUUUAAAAAAAAAACAAAUACCAAUUCACAUUAAGAAUAUAAGUCCGUUCUAA
Messenger RNA from Papilio machaon (common yellow swallowtail), 1919 nucleotides. It is a transcript of the gene FNSI, whose product is annotated as 2-oxoglutarate-dependent dioxygenase htyE. The transcript has 6 exons. Gene Ontology annotation, molecular function: dioxygenase activity. NCBI's taxonomy places the organism in Eukaryota, Metazoa, Arthropoda, Insecta, Lepidoptera, Papilionidae. The coding region runs from base 717 to 1754 and encodes 345 amino acids. The record is from RefSeq and is a predicted model, not a curated record.